Acipenser ruthenus (sterlet) is the source of this 5255-nucleotide messenger RNA. Its product is annotated as transient receptor potential cation channel subfamily M member 5-like. Gene Ontology annotation, molecular function: ligand-gated calcium channel activity; calcium-activated cation channel activity. The record is from RefSeq and is a predicted model, not a curated record. The transcript is spliced from 26 exons. Bases 58 to 3735 code for a protein of 1225 amino acids. Gene Ontology annotation, cellular component: membrane. Gene Ontology annotation, biological process: calcium ion transmembrane transport. NCBI's taxonomy places the organism in Eukaryota, Metazoa, Chordata, Actinopteri, Acipenseriformes, Acipenseridae.
GACAAAAGCUAGUAUACUGAACUCAACACUUCAUUGACUGAGUCCUGACCCUCAGCAAUGCCUGUGAUACAAGAAAAGCAACAGAAUGUGGCUCCCAGAAGAGGAGCAUGCAGCAACUGUGGGGAGAACCUGGAGUAUCCGCAAGGCAGGAAUGCGGAAGGUGUCUGUCGGUGUUUCUACACCGUUAAUGAAUCCAAAGUAUCCCCAGUCCAGGGAAUUCACAAGAGGGAUGAACGGUACAAUGGUUGUCGAUCCGAUAACCAGAGGAAAAGAGAGCCCAUGCAUCGCGUUGGGAACAUUGAGUUCAAGGGAUCUGGAAAGAAGCGAGGCAAGUUUGUGAUAGAGCACUGCACCACAGACCCAGCAGCCCUCUAUGAGGUUCUGACGGAGGAAUGGAACCUGACACCCCCCCACCUGGUAGUGUCGCUCGUGGGGGGGGAUGAGGACUUCCAGAUGAAGCCCUGGCUGAGGGACACUUUGAGGAAGGGGCUCGUGAAAGCAGCGCAGAGCACUGGUGCUUGGAUCGUCACCAGCGGGCUGCGUGUCGGCAUCACCACACACGUAGGAGAGGCAGUCCGGGAUCAUUCACUGGCCAGCACCUCUUCAAAGGUCAAGGUCAUUGCCAUUGGAAUUGCACCAUGGAAAGUGAUCCGUGACAAAGAGACAUUGCUCACUGCUAUGCCCGGCAAGCCGGCAUUUUAUGAGACAGCUGAGCAGCCAUCUGGCUCAUUAUAUUCUCUGGACAGCAACCACUCUCAUUUCAUACUGGUGGACGAGGAUGAGAGGCACAAAGAUGGAACAACUGAGAUGAGAAUCAAACUCCUGAAACACAUCUCUGAGCAGCGCACAGGGUAUGGAGGAACUGGUAUUGAGAUCCCUGUACUUUGCUUACUGGUACAUGGACAACCACAUAUUCUUGAGAGGAUAUAUAGGGGGAUGUUGAACUCGACUCCCUGGCUCAUCCUGGCAGGGUCUGGGGGGAUUGCUGACAUCCUGGUGGACAUGAUGAGCAGACCCUGUGACCCUGAUUAUGUGCAGGAGCAGCUGCAGGAGAAAUUCCAUACAGAAUUCGCAUGGACGGACAUCUUAAAAUGUACAAAAAUGAUUCAGAUUAUCCUAGAGCACCGUCACCUCUUAACCAUACACAACCCAGGACAGGAAGGAUCUGAGGAACUUGACACGGUCAUUCUGAAGGCACUGGUAAAAGCUUGUAAAAGCCAAAGCCAAGAAGCCCAGGAAUAUCUGGACGAGCUGAAGCUGGCUGUAGCGUGGAACAGAGUGGACAUUGCCAAGAGUGAAAUCUUCAGUGGAGAGGUGGAAUGGCGGCCUUGUGACCUGGAAGAAGUCAUGAUGGAUGCCUUGGUCAGCAAUAAGCCCGAUUUUGUGAAGCUUUUCAUUGACAACGGGAUGAACAUGUGUGACUUCCUGACAUACAGCAAACUCCAGGACUUGUACUGUGCAAUCCCUCCGAAGUGCCUUCUCCACCAACUCCUGCAGAAGAAACACGAGGAGACCAAACUCUCCAUAUCAGCGCGGAAUGACAGCAUGGCAGAUUCCCUAGAGCAGAAACCAAAGUUCACUCUGUAUGAGGUCUCCAGAGUGCUCAAAGACUUCCUGCACGAUUCCUGCAAAGGAUUUUACCAGGAGACCACCAAGAGAGGAACAAUGGAAAGAGCCAGUAUAAGUCGAGUCAGUCAUGUGCAAAAGGCCUCACUUAACAUGAACCAAAAAUGUGAGAAUCCGUGGAGGGAUCUCUUUCUGUGGGCAGUCCUCCAGAACAGACAGGAAAUGGCCAACUACUUCUGGGCUACGGGCCCGGAGGCAGUGGCAGCAGCUCUAGCUGGCUGUAAGAUCCUGAAAGAGAUGGCUCACCUGGAAUCAGAGGCGGAGUCUGCUCGUAGCAUGAAGGAGGCUAAAUAUGAGCAAUUUGCACAGGACUUGUUCAGUGAAUGCUACACCAACAGUGAGGACAGGGCCUUCGCUUUGCUGGUCAGAAAGACAAAGUCCUGGAACAAAACCACCUGCCUAGACCUGGCAACAGAAGCCGAUGCCAAGUCCUUCUUCGCCCAUGAUGGUGUUCAGUCUCACUUGACGAAAAUGUGGUGGGGAGCCAUGAAGUCAGACACCCGGAUUUGGAAACUAAUGCUCUCAUUCUUCUGUCCUCCUCUAAUUUACACCAACUUAAUAACAUUCAGUGAGGACGAGCAUCACACAGUGGGUGGAGCGGAGCAGUUUAAAGAACUUGACAGCCAGGAUAGUGAGAAGGCAAUGCUGCUCACGCAGAGGCAGAACAGUGACACGAUCAAGCCUGAAAAACAGGUAACGGCCAGCAAUAACGUCUACAUGAAGUUCCUGUUCUCAAGAUGGAAGAAGUUCUGGGGUGCCCCGGUCACUGUGUUCCUGGGCAAUGUCAUCAUGUACUUUGCAUUCCUCUUCCUUUUCACUUACGUCAUCUUGGUGGACUUCCAACCCCCUCCUCCCUACGGCCCGUCCAUCCCAGAGAUCACCCUCUACUUCUGGGUCUUCACCCUGGUGUUGGAGGAGCUGCGACAGAGUUUCUUUACUGAUGAAGACACCAGCAUCAUAAAGAAGUUCAAGCUCUAUGUGGAAGACAGCUGGAACAAGUGUGACAUGGUGGCCAUCCUGCUGUUCGUGCUCGGGGUAUCUUGCAGGAUGGCAGGGUCUACGUACGAAGCAGGCCGUACAGUCCUGGCCCUAGACUUCAUGGUGUUUGCUCUCCGGUUGAUUCACAUCUUUGCCAUCCACAAGCAGCUGGGCCCAAAGAUUAUCAUUGUGGAAAGAAUGAUGAAGGAUGUCUUCUUUUUCCUCUUUUUCCUGAGCGUCUGGCUCAUUGCCUACGGAGUGGCCACUCAAGCCCUGCUGCACCCCAACGACACGCGGGUCGACUGGAUCUUCCGACGCGUGCUUUACCGGCCCUACCUACAUAUAUUUGGACAGAUCCCACUGGAAGAGAUUGAUGGCGCUCGCAUGCCAGAGCAAAACUGCACCAUCGACCCCAUUGAGAUAAUGAAAGAAACAUUUUCUCCGUGUCCUAACCUAUAUGCAAACUGGCUGGUCAUCCUAUUACUGGUCAUCUUCCUCCUGGUCACCAACGUGCUGCUCCUCAACCUCCUGAUCGCAAUGUUCAGCUAUACCUUCCAGGUUGUUCAGGGAAACGCAGACAUCUUCUGGAAGUUCCAGCGCUACAACCUGAUAGUGGAGUAUUUCAGUAGACCUUCCCUGGCACCGCCCUUCAUUAUCAUCAGCCACAUCUCUCAGGUUAUCUGCAGCAUGUUCAAAAAUGCCGAGCCCAAGCAGGAGCUCUUAGAGCGAGACUUUCCAGAAGGUCUUGAUCAGAAGCUUAUGACCUGGGAAACCGUUCAGAAGGAAAACUACCUGGCAAAUCUGGAGAAAGAAAAGAGAGAGAGCAGUGAGGAGAGACUGAAGAAAACCUCUCACAAGGUGGAUUCUCUUUUAAAGAUUAUUGGAGGAUUUAAGGAGCAAGAAAAACGACUAGUGACUGUUGAGACGCAGAUUAAGUACUGCAGUGACGUGCUUUCCUGGCUCGCAGACUGUUUCACACAGAGCAGCCUCAAGUGUAACAGAGCAGCUCCAAAACACUCAAGUUCCAUGGUGAGUGGUUCGAAGAAGCAGCAGAGGUCUAUGGCUGAGGAGGAGAGCACUGCCAGAAGGACAGACAUUUUGAUGACUGACUUGAAGUACAUUGAUGACUGACUAUGUAAUACAAACCAACAAUGGACCAAUGAAACACAUUUGCACUGAAGGAUUAAAAACAAGGGUCAGUUAUUAACAAGUGUAGUAACUCUAAAAAUAAAUGUAGUUUUAAUGUAGUUUUGUGGAAACCUCCAAUUUAACCAACAAACAAGGGUCUGUAAGAUGGGAUUUUACCUACAAGUGAUGUCCAGAAAUGAAGCGUUUAUGGAAGUGGUUUCAUCUUUAAUGUAACUACAGCACAGUACCAAAGGGUAUAUUUCUAGAAGCUCUCUUCCCUAAUGCCACAAUCCUCUGUAGGCCCAGUUGUGCAAUUUUGAUUAUUUUUAAGCUUUUUCCAUUUUUUAUGCAAGCACAAUUAAAACAACUUCAGUCUUCAGUAUGUUUAGCUUUGUGAGAUACAUAUUAUUUAAAAGAUACAUAUUAAAAGAUGAUAUUCUUGAAAGAGGCUAACAGAUGCAUUGACUUGAUUGGAAUGCAGCUCAGUCUGUUAUCUAUCAUAUCACCCAAUGUUUAAAACAUAAUUCUGUCAUUUGUCUCAUGGGCUAUAACAAUGGAAAUUUAAAACAUGUUUAUAACGAACAUUAAGAUCAUGCAUUUUAUUACAACAGGAGUCAGUAAUUUACCAAUUAUACUAUUAAACAGUUUUCACCAAUGAAAUGUUAAGAUGUCUACUUCACAAAGAUAUACAAAAUUUGUAAGUUUAUGUGAAUGAAAGAAAAAAGGUUUGUGAUUUUUUUUUUUUUAAUUGAAUAUUUUAUCAAUAUGAAGAUGCACGCUGAAUACGAGUGUUUGUGAAUGAUGCUUCAUGUACUGUACAAUGUGUCUUUUCAAAUGCUGCUCAAUAUUUUUAGGUUAUUAUACUCAUGGUAAACACAACACUUAUUUUCAAAAAUUCCCCUUUAAUAUUAGACACUUAUUUUACAAAGCAAAUAAAUGAAGAGUAACACAAUUGUUGUUUUUUCUCCGAUAAAGGUUUCAUGGAGUACUGUAGUUUAAGGAUUGAUUGGGUUGCUUACAUCCAUCUUCAUGAGUUCACAGCACUCCUUGAACACUCAUGGAGUAUUCUGUUUAUAUAAUAACAAGGAUCAUGGAUAUAAAAUACAGCUGAAAUCAAUGAAGUACUUUCCUUAUAUAUAGUCCUGCAUCCGUUUAGCAGUGUGGUCUAAUUUGGAACACUGUGGUGUGCCCAACGAUUUGAAGUAUAAAUCCGGUAUAAAAAAAAAUACCCAUUAUAUUAUAGCGUUGAAUGUGAAAAUGUUACCUAACGUUAGAACUGUUCAAAGCAUCAGUGCAAAUAUCAAGGCAAGCUUUAGUUACUCACCUGUAGGUGUUUCUCCCUCCAUGUGAUAUCUCAUUCAUUGACUCUCAUGUCACAAGGUCCAAAUUAAAAAAGAGUUUAGCAACUAUUAACUGUGUGAGACCCAGUUCUUCCUCUGGCACAGCUGACUGCACUUGCUGUAAUUAACUGCUUGUGUUUGUUUCUCAACCACUAAAUUUAGGUGGCUGCCUGGCACUAUUCU